AUGUCUCCAUCUGUAGUGUGUCGCGAGGGCCAGCCACCACAACCUUCCCCCUGCAGUGAGCGCCGCGACCAUGCAGUGUCGUGGCGGGAUAACCGGACCGUCGUCAACCAUGUUUGGUAUUUGGUAUGGAGGAUGAGGGGAGAUAAGGGUGACAGUGAAGGGCCAACCUCGGCACCACCAGGUCGUUCCCGCCUCGCUAAGUUGAACUCAGUGAAGCAUUUACAGCGUCGCUUAGAUGCCAGCCUAGAUGGUAGCCUAGAUGAUAGCCUAGAUGAUAGCCUAGAUGACACCCUAGAUGAUAGCCUAGAUGCCAGCCUAGAUGAUAGCCUAGAUGACAGCCUAGAUGACAGCCUAGAUGACAGCCUAGAUGACAGCCUAGAUGCCAGCCUAGAUGAUAGCCUAGAUGACAGCCUAGAUGAUAGCCUAGAUGAUAGCCUAGAUGCCAGCCUAGAUGAUAGCCUAGAUGACAGCCUAGAUGAUAGCCUAGAUGAUAGCCUAGAUGACACCCUAGAUGAUAGCCUAGAUGCCAGCCUAGAUGAUAGCCUAGAUGACAGCCUAGAUGACAGCCUAGAUGACAGCCUAGAUGACAGCCUAGAUGACAGCCUAGAUGAUAGCCUAGAUGACAGCCUAGAUGACAGCCUAGAUGACAGCCUAGAUGACAGCCUAGAUGACAGCCUAGAUGACAGCCUAGAUGACAGCCUAGAUGACAGCCUAGAUGAUAGCCUAGAUGACACCCUAGAUGAUAGCCUAGAUGCCAGCCUAGAUGACAGCCUAGAUGACAGCCUAGAUGACAGCCUAGAUGACAGCCUAGAUGACAGCCUAGAUGCCAGCCUAGAUGAUAGCCUAGAUGACAGCCUAGAUGAUAGCCUAGAUGAUAGCCUAGAUGCCAGCCUAGAUGAUAGCCUAGAUGACAGCCUAGAUGACAGCCUAGAUGACAGCCUAGAUGACAGCCUAGAUGACAGCCUAGAUGACAGCCUAGAUGACAGCCUAGAUGACACCCUAGAUGAUAGCCUAGAUGCCAGCCUAGAUGACACCCUAGAUGAUAGCCUAGAUGCCAGCCUAGAUGAUAGCCUAGAUGACAGCCUAGAUGACAGCCUAGAUGACAGCCUAGAUGACAGCCUAGAUGACAGCCUAGAUGACAGCCUAGAUGAAAGCCUAGAUGACAGCCUAGAUGACAGCCUAGAUGAUAGCCUAGAUGAUAGCCUAGAUGAUAGCCUAGAUGACAGCCUAGAUGACAGCCUAGAUGACAGUUUAGAUGACAGCGUAGAUGACAGCCUAGAUGACAGCCUAGAUGACAGCCUAGAUGACAGUUUAGAUGACAGCGUAGAUGACAGCCUAGAUGACAGCCUAGAUGACAGUUUAGAUGACAGCGUAGAUGACAGCCUAGAUGACAGCCUAGAUGACAGCCUAGAUGACAGCCUAGAUGACAGUUUAGAUGACAGCGUAGAUGACAGCCUAGAUGACAGUUUAGAUGACAGCGUAGAUGACAGCCUAGAUGACAGUUUAGAUGACAGCGUAGAUGACAGCCUAGAUGACAGCGUAGAUGACAGCCUAGAUGACAGCCUAGAUGACAGUUUAGAUGACAGCGUAGAUGACAGCCUAGAUGACAGCCUAGAUGACAGUUUAGAUGCCAGCUUAGAUGACAGCCUAGAUGACAGCCUAGAUGACAGCCUAGAUGACAGUUUAGAUGACAGCGUAGAUGACAGCCUAGAUGACAGUUUAGAUGCCAGCUUAGAUGACAGCCUAGAUGACAGCCUAGAUGACUGCCUAGAUGACAGCCUAGAUGCCAGCUUAGAUGCCAGCCUAGAUGACAGUUUAGAUGCCAGCCUAGCUGCCGGCCUAGAUGCCAGCCCAGAUGACAGCCUAGAUGACAGCCUAGAUGCACAUUUACUAACACCAAUGUUCCAACAUUGUCUAACAGGUUGUCAGGUAUAG
Messenger RNA from Procambarus clarkii (red swamp crayfish), 1935 nucleotides. Its product is annotated as fap1 adhesin-like. The record is from RefSeq and is a predicted model, not a curated record. Lineage: Eukaryota; Metazoa; Arthropoda; Malacostraca; Decapoda; Cambaridae.